AUGUUGGUUGACAUGGUUGAUGAUGCCUGGGACAAAUUGGCCAGGGAAGAUGCAAAAGCAAGCUGUGCGUGUGUGCGUGUUUGCAUAUUUGUACGCAGUAUUUCCCGUCUGCCUUGCGGUUCUAUACAUAAAUCUGUGUCAUUUGAUGCUUCACUGCUCGCUUACAGUACUCGUCGAGCUGUGGAGGCGAGCUGGUUUACACAUUGGGGCUCAAAAAUCCUCGUCCGGCGGCCGCUGCCAAACAGAACCUCAACCCCCUUUCGACAUGGGUCGCUCCCUGCUGCGAAACCCAGGCGCGUUACAAAACUGCAUCAAAUCCCCACCGCCACCGUUAUGCCCGACUGCCCUGACGCCGGCUCCAAGCCUUUCCAUGUCCACUAUCCCACUUGGCCUGACGGUUGA
Pyricularia pennisetigena is the source of this 402-nucleotide messenger RNA. RefSeq lists its product as uncharacterized. The record is from RefSeq and is a predicted model, not a curated record. NCBI's taxonomy places the organism in Eukaryota, Fungi, Ascomycota, Sordariomycetes, Magnaporthales, Pyriculariaceae. The coding region runs from base 1 to 402 and encodes 133 amino acids. The transcript has 2 exons.